Messenger RNA from Nomascus leucogenys (northern white-cheeked gibbon), 1939 nucleotides. It is a transcript of the gene ISM2, whose product is annotated as isthmin 2. Lineage: Eukaryota; Metazoa; Chordata; Mammalia; Primates; Hylobatidae. The record is from RefSeq and is a predicted model, not a curated record.
GCCUCGGAACUGAGACGAUGCGUGCGCUCCGCGACCGAGCCGGGCUCUUCCUCUGCGUGCUUUUGCUUGCGGCGCUGCUGGCCGCGGCGCGAGGGCUCCCCGUGAAGAAGCCGCGGCUCCGCGGACCACGGCCUGGGAGCCUUACGAGGCUCGCAGAGGUCUCAGCCUCCCCAGAUCUUAGGCCUCUGAAGGAAGAGGAGGAGGCACCACUGCUCCCCAGAACCCAUCUGCAGGUAGAGCCACACCAACAUGGACGCUGGGCUGUCACUGAGCCAGCAGCCCUGACCCCAGGCAAUGCCACCCCUCCCAGGACCCCAGAGGUUACUCCCUUGCUGCUGGAGCUGCAGAAGCUGCCGGGAUUGGCCAACACAACCUUGAGUACCUCUAACCCUGAUAUCCAGGUGACCAUCGAGGUGGUGGAAGACCCCCAGGCCGAGGUGGAGAUAGACCUGUUGGCUGAGCCCAGCAAUCCCCCGCCCCAGGAUACCCUUAGCUGGCUGCCCGCCCUCUGGUCCUUCCUCUGGGGAGACUACAAAGGAGAGGAAAAAGACAGGUCUCCAGGGGAGAAGGGGGAGGAAAAGGAGGAAGACAAGGAUUAUCCUUCAGAGGAAAUCGAGGGUGAGGACCAAGAGGACAAAGAGGAAGAUGAGGAAGAGGAGGCGCUCUGGUUCAAUGGAACUACAGACAACUGGGACCAGGGCUGGCUGGCCCCCACGGAUUGGGUCCUCAAGGAUUCUGUCAACGACGACUAUGAGCCUCAGGAGGAGUGGAGUCCCUGGUCUCCCUGCAGUGGGAACUGCAGCAUUGGCAACCAGCAGAGGACUCGGCCCUGUGGCUAUGGCUGUGCUGCCACUGAGACCCGUACCUGUGACCUGCCCUCCUGUCCUGGCACUGAGAACAAGGACACCUUGGUCCUCCCCAGUGAGGAGUGGCAGCUCCUGGCCCGCAACGCUACAGACAUGCAUGACCAAGAUGUGGACAGCUGUGAGAAGUGGCUGAACUGCAAGAGCGACUUCCUAAUCAAGUACCUGAGCCAGAUGCUGCGGGACCUGCCCAGCUGCCCGUGUGCCUACCCGCUGGAGGCCAUGGACAGCCCCGUGAGCCUGCAGGACGAGCACCAGGGCCGCAGCUUCCGGUGGAGGGACGCCAGCGGCCCUCGCGAGCGCCUGGACAUCUACCAGCCCACAGCGCGCUUCUGCCUGCGUUCCAUGCUGUCUGGGGAGAGCAGCACACUGGCCGCCCAGCACUGCUGCUAUGACGAGGACAGCCGGCUGCUGACCCGUGGCAAGGGUGCCGGCAUGCCCAACCUCAUCAGCACCGACUUCUCACCUAAGCUGCACUUCAAGUUCGACACGACGCCCUGGAUCCUGUGCAAGGGAGACUGGAGCCGCCUCCACGCUGUGCUCCCCCCCAACAACGGCCGGGCCUGCACCGACAACCCCCUGGAGGAGGAGUACCUGGCACAGUUGCAGGAGGCCAAGGAGUACUAGUGACGGGGCUGCUGAACAGACACUGCAGGGAGAGGGCAGGCAGCUGCUGCUGUUGCACGGGAGAACUUUCCUGGUAGGGCCCUCACCUGCCCCUGCCCAGACAGGGUGAGGAAAGGGCUCCCCCAGUGAGGUUGGUCCGAGGCUGCGUGCCCUCUGCCAGCGACCCCAAGGCAGAUAUCUCAGUGGGGUUAGUGAGAAGGUUGAAGGGUAUGUAGGGCCCAGGGUGGGGGUCCCUGGGGGCCCUGGAAAUGUGCGUAUGUGCAUAUGUCUGCUGGGGCCUUCCUCUGCUGCCUGCUGGGACCCUGACCGCUCAUUUUUCUCCUCCUUGGGAGCUGGGCUCUUCUGCCCUGGCUUUGCACAUAGGUGUUAGCCAGCAGCUCCAGAAACAUCCCGAUUCCCGGAAUCUGCCAUGAGUCACUCACACCCUACCCUGAUGGCCAGCAGAGAAA